This is a messenger RNA of Epithele typhae, 312 nucleotides long. RefSeq lists its product as uncharacterized. The transcript has 4 exons. NCBI's taxonomy places the organism in Eukaryota, Fungi, Basidiomycota, Agaricomycetes, Polyporales, Epitheliaceae. The record is from RefSeq and is a predicted model, not a curated record. The annotation marks the transcript as partial.
GGGACGCGAUACAAGGAGAAGUUCCAAGCCUUGAGGGAGAAGUACGAUUAUGUGACCGCAAUGCACGCCGACUACGAGAGCGCACUCGUAAAGGCCAACGAAAAACUCCACGCCCUCCACGAAGAAUGCAACCUCCUCCUCGACGCCGUCGACAUCGCCGUCCCCGCCCAGCCCUCGCUCGUGCACUACCUCACCCGUGACCCGAUCCCGCCCCAGUACUACUCCUACACCGUUCCCGUACUGCCGACCGGCAUCGAGUCCCUCGACUCACCCACGCCCCGCCCGCACUCCCCACCACCACCUGCGCCGCCG